Messenger RNA from Seminavis robusta, 2816 nucleotides. Lineage: Eukaryota; Bacillariophyta; Bacillariophyceae; Naviculales; Naviculaceae. The record is from the annotation of a GenBank genome assembly.
UUCUUGAACCAAAAGGUGUGACGUCAUUGGCGGUAGUCAGAGAGAUUUGCAAAGCCAAAACAUUUGACUCAUCAGCAUGCACCACAACAACCAAUUCAAGACACCGGCAUAAGCAUAUAGGUGAUCUGAAUGAGCUCGAGGCAACAUAUACUCUGAGUAGUGGCAGAUCACAACAGUUCGACGAUGAUGAAGACUGAGGCGACCGUAUGCUUUCUGGUGGGACAGUUUCUACUACUCGUGGGUAUCUGUGAGCAAUGCCGGGCUCUUCAGUCAUUGGCGCCAUCUUUAUCUCCCUCGAGAUCUUUAGUCAACAAGAUUGGCCGAGUCCAAGCAGGUCCAAUCUCGAUCAGUCAAUUAGGCUGUGGCACUUGGAGUUGGGGGAAUCGAUUGCUGUGGGAUUAUGAUCCUUCGCAAGACGAGGAAAUCUACGAAGCUUACAAAUUGACCAGACAAGCCGGUGUCACCGUGUUUGAUACAGCGGAUUCCUACGGGACUCUAGAUCUCAAUGGAAGAGCUGAAAUCUUGCUAGGAGACUUUGAACGUAGGUAUCAAGCAGAGCUACUAGAAACUAAGGACCAAAAACCGUGGUGGGACGUUCUGUCUUCGGGAUCGCGAUCAGCAACUAGUAAUAAGAGCAAUGCACAGCAGGUAGCUACCAAAUUUGCGCCUUAUCCCUGGCGAAUCACGGGUGGAAGCUUUGUCAAUGCUGCCAAGGCAUCUCUCAAGCGCCUAGACCAAGAUAAGCUUGCCAUUGCACAACUUCACUGGUCCACGGCCAAUUACCAGCCACUCCAAGAGAAAGCACUUUGGAAGGGACUUGGUGAUAUCUACGAUCAGGGACUUUGUGAAGCAGUGGGGGUUUCCAACUACGGACCCGGACAACUUACCAAAAUUGCAUCCUAUCUCCAACAACGACAGGUUCCACUAGCCACAGCACAAGUCCAGUAUUCCCUCAUGACCUAUCAGACUUCGCAAUACAUGAAUGAUGCCUGUGACAAUGCGGGAUGUCGUCUCAUCUCCUAUAGUCCUCUCUGUCUUGGACUCCUCACGGGCAAGUACAAUCUAGACAAUUUGCCACGACAGGGAAAUCCUCGACGACAACUCUUUCGAGAAUUACUGCCGGGAGCUCAAGAAUUGCUCAACACAUUGGAAGUGGUGGCCAAGGACUAUGGCAAAACGCAAACACAAGUCGCCAUCAAUUGGGCACUCUGCAAGGACACGGUGCCCAUUCCUGGUUGUCGAACGGUGCAACAGGCCAAAGGAAACCUAGAAUCGGCCACGUGGAGGUUAAAACCAGAUGCCGUGGCAGUUUUGGAUCAGGCAGCUUUGAACGUCAAGAAACCAAUGAUUCAGAAUAUCUUUCAAACAAAAUAACGCAUUGCAAAGCAGCGUCACCAUUCUAUUCUAAUUCUAUUCUAUUCUAUUCUGGCGACAUCGUCGAGAAAGCAGACGCCUUGAGUAGAUCGUUCAUUUUCGAUAGAUUCGCUUUACACCUCUGACAUUCUCUGGGAUACCAGCACGUACCGCUCCUGGUAUCUGUCAAAAGAUAUGGUCGUUUCAGCAGAGGUACGUGUACCGGUACCGUAAGGUACUGAGCCAGCAAUCUGCGGAAAAGGAAAGUUCAUGGUCAUAUGCGAAACGUAGGCGCCACUGGCUCUAUCAUUGCAACUCAUGAAUGGUUGAAUCGAGGAAUUGGCUGGCCUGACCAGCUUGCAAGAAGUUGCUUUACAACCAAGCCAUGAAGCGUGACAAGCAGCGAUCUCUACAUUUAGGCCACGGCGAAAGCUUUGCCAAAAACGCGGUGCUGUAUCCCGAGGCUACAACUUCCAUAAGGUGCGAAUGUCGAGUCGUCUCUCGAGUCGAGUCAUUUGAGCUACUCCAGUAUGAGUUUGUAAUGCAGCUGUUUUCCAGUCGGUGAUGUCAUCUAUUCAUCAAUCCAACUCUUAGUUUUUUAAAAUAAAACUAUAGCUAAGCGGUCGCUGCUGCCUGCUUGGUUUUCAUUUCUUGCUUGAAGUUGGCCAAUCGAUUCUUGAUGUCUUCGGCUCGUUUUCGAUUCUUCUGUUUGAUGAGACCAGCAUCCAAGGAAGGGGCGGAGCUGCAACGACUAAUUUUCUUGUGCUCCUUCCUCCUCCUGUUGGCUCGUUCUUUCUUCUCUGGCUCGAGCGUGAACUCUUCCGACAGAGGUACCGUGGCCUCGGUGUUGGUACUGGUAGUGGAAUCCCGCAGGGCAGAGCACGCCUUCUUUUCCGCUUCCAGUCGCUCCAGUUUUUUGGAACGACGACGAUUGCGUCGUUCUUCGUUCUUGUCCUUGCUGCUGCCCAUGGUGGACAGUUCAUUGCCAACACUACUGCAUGUACUGAUGCUGAGUGACCUCUUGGGGGAUUUGCCACGAUGCCUCCGAGUGGUUGGCCUGAUGGGCGCCGGCAUUCGUUCGUUCUUGGGUACCAGUCGAAAGAAGAGGUACUCAUCCUCGAAAUCGUGUUCCAUGCAAACAUGCUGGCAACAAAAGACCUUUUGGUUGAGUUUACGGACCAAGUGAACGGCUUCGUUGCGACUUCGAACGAUCUUGAGAUUCAUGAGCAUGUCCACGGCUUCCCGGGCAAUGAAACAGUCGGGAAAGACUCGAAACAUGUGUCUUCGAUCUUGGAGAUCCACAUUUUCCUCAAAGAGCUGCAUCUUGUCCCAGUAAGUUGGGUAUUUCUUCUUCAUGCGUCGAACUUGAGCGGGAAGGUUGUGAUCAAAGACGUACAAGGCAGUGUCACUGUCCAGAAGCUGCUGCUUGACAGUGUCAUUGGUGUUAGUACUAGUACUAGUAG